Adineta steineri is the source of this 708-nucleotide messenger RNA. The record is from the annotation of a GenBank genome assembly. Lineage: Eukaryota; Metazoa; Rotifera; Eurotatoria; Adinetida; Adinetidae.
AUGCCGAUUCGAACAGUUCUUGGUCUAAUAUUAUCCAUCUUCGUUACUGGUGCAAUAAUUUGGGCGUGUAGUUUUGAAAUUCAACCGAGAAAGAUGGGUGAAUCAGUAACAGCUCCCGGUAGAGAAUAUAAAUUUCUAACAGUAUUAAAUCUACAUCUCCAAGCAAUCUAUUACAUUAUCUGUAUAAUUAAUUUCUUUUUUGGCACAGAUACACUUGAAUCUGAAAAGCGUUCAUUCUUACAAAGACUACGUGACUUAUUUUUUGCGAGUGCUGCUUUUCCAAUAGGAAUGUUCGUAUGUAUCGCAUUUUGGGGAUUGUACCAUGUUGAUCGAGAAUUUGUUUAUCCAAAAGAAUUAGAUGCACUUUUUCCUUCGGUUCUAAAUCAUAUUAUGCAUACAUUACCUGGAAUCGCCCUUUGUUUGGAGAAUCUUGUACAUUAUCAUCGUUAUCCAUCAAGAUUAUUAGGUCUUUCACUUGUUAUCAUUAUAUUUGUUGCAUAUAUUACAUGGGUUCAUUAUUUACAUCGUAUUCAUUGGCUUACAUUUAGAGAAAAUGUUUGGGUAUAUCCAAUAUUAAAUGAAUUAUCAUCUACAUAUCGUGGUUUAUUCUUCCUUGGUUCAGCAUUAUUUGGUAUCGGAUUAUAUUUCAUCGGAGAAAUGUAUACAUUAUUUUUACCAAAUUUACAAACUGAUAGAACUACGGAAUAA